UCAGUAAGCCGAGGACCAUCGCCCCGCCCAAAAGUCACUCACCGCCGCCGACGCCCUCAAGAUGGUCAACGUUCCCAAGACACGACGAACCUACUGCAAGGGCAAGCAGUGCAGAAAGCACACGCCCCACAAAGUCACGCAAUACAAGAAGGGCAAGGACUCGUUGGCCGCACAGGGAAAGCGCCGCUACGACCGCAAGCAGUCGGGUUAUGGUGGUCAGACCAAGCCCGUCUUCCACAAGAAGGCAAAGACGACCAAGAAGGUCGUGCUUCGGCUAGAAUGCACUGUGUGCAAGUACAAGAUGCAGAUGUCGCUCAAGCGCUGCAAGCACUUCGAGCUCGGUGGUGAGAAGAAGACGAAGGGUGCUGCCCUGCAGUUCGUGCGUACCUUCCUGUUGUUCAGGAUUCCUUCGUACUGACUUUGUACUCAGUAAGCGCCCUUCCUUUGCUCCGUCUUCCUUCUCCCUGCGUCUAUGUUGUUGUCGCCGUCGUAUACGCUAUACUGAGUUCCAUGUGACAUGCACUCCUACCAUGCAUAUGCCAUUUCCAAAACACUGUACACUAAGAGUGGGCUUAGCCCACGGCACAUGGAUCGAUGGUGGAACGCUGCACGUCAACAGGCUUAAAGAUACAAUCGUCGUCAAGACCUAUGGAAGGGUCUAGUAUUCGUCCUCGAUACCAUCUAUCGUAGGAUUGCAGAACAACCCAAGCCCGAC
Fomitopsis serialis is the source of this 715-nucleotide messenger RNA. Its product is annotated as putative RPL42B-ribosomal protein L36a.e. Gene Ontology annotation, cellular component: cytosolic large ribosomal subunit; ribosome. The coding region runs from base 62 to 418 and encodes 118 amino acids. The record is from RefSeq and is a predicted model, not a curated record. Gene Ontology annotation, biological process: translation. Lineage: Eukaryota; Fungi; Basidiomycota; Agaricomycetes; Polyporales; Fomitopsidaceae. The transcript is spliced from 6 exons. Gene Ontology annotation, molecular function: structural constituent of ribosome.